CAAAUAUACCUACCGUGGUAGAUUCACCCUGUGUGCAAAGAAGGAGCCUCCCGAGACCUUCCUUCAAGCGAACUGUGCAAUGGUAAGGGUUCAUCCGUCAUUGAGCAUGUUGAAUGUCCCUGUCGACUGCUUCAAACCAGCGUCAAAUCCAGUUCCUCGUCCUGGUCCGGCUAUACCCAUCUCUCGCCCAGCUCCAUCAUCAUCAUUUCCACCCUCCAGGAUGGAGCAAGCGACGGCCGAGAGUUCGUGCAAGAGACAUACCGGAGAUUACGUAGGCAGCCAUUCGAGCCUCCUACUAUCGAAAUGUAGACCGGCGGCCAAGAACAUUACAAUGAGAUUUCAUGCUCAGCCUGGUCAUCCUCCUUCUUUCCAGCGAUCUACAGGCGUCAAGAGUUGGCAUCAAGUUUGGAAAUAAUUGUCACACGGGUAGAUUCGUCGUAUAACCAGAAACAAAGGAUGACACAGUUCCAUGCAAUACUCCCCCUCUUCGCAGGUAAUGAGCCUCCUUGAAUGUGCAAUAUUGAAGAGCCGGGAAGAAACAGAUACAACAGUAAUAAAGCGCAGCGGUAGACUAGGCAUAAAAGAUAAUAAUACCGCUGGUUCGAGAGGAUCGUGAGGAAUGUUCGUCGUCUCUAUAAAUCUACCACCGUCUGCCUGCGCUUUUUCUCUCGAGCGCGUUCAAGAGUGCCAAGGCUGCCUACCGCAAUCGACGCUGUCAAGAAAGGGCCUCAGCACGCCGACGAAGCUGUGUCCAGAUCACAUCUUUCCCCCUCGAACUCUUCAAUACCCAUCGGAACCCUCGUACUUGAGGCCCGUGAAGUGUUGGAUCUUACUUUGUCGCCCCGAACUCUCCUCACCGUCCUGAUAUCGCAGCCUGCGCUGGUCCUGAGAAAUCCCCUUGACGUCCACCGACGCGUUAGCAACCAGCCUGCGACCAAAUUUCUGCAAAUCAUCGCGCUGCGACCUUCAGCUCAACAUAUUCUCUGGCUUUGAGUGAUAGACAUAGGAGCAUCUGUGCAAAGAUGAUCGCGUCGUUUGGGUAUUGAUUCAGGAUAUGUCGCGCCCGCCGGGCAACAAAUUCGCUGAGUUUUUCCCAACCGCCCCGAGCGUCAUACAACGAAAAUCUUCAAAGGUGCCAGAGCCCGACAAAACCCAGCACACCGAUCGCGACGACUCUACGAAAGAUGCGCAGACAGAUUUCGCCCCUGUUCAGGCUUCUUUGAUCUCUCCAGGUCAAACAUCACAUUCAGUCGCGAAGCAGGACACCUUAGCCAAACUUGCCAGCAACACUCUUACGCAGGAGGAAGCAGGCCAGUUUCAGGGCGAUCUUCUCAAUGGUGUCGGUUCUGCGAGCUCGUCGAGUACCGCUUCUUCGGUUUUCAGCGCUCCUCUUACCGCCGCCGCAACUAUGUCUGGCACAAACCACAUCCAAUUCACGACCCUCACCCCUCUCACAAACUCAGAUUCUCCUCCAAACGGCAAGUCGAUGAGCCCCAUGAUUGAAAACAACUCACACUUGAGCGCAAAUGGACAUAUUGCUACGUCCUCUCUACAUCCGGGCUCGAUGACACCCCUUCAUACCCCUCCCGCCCACCGGAGGACGGCGCGAGACACGACUCUUCAUUCGAAAGGAACGAAAUGCACCUACGACCCCGAAUUAGAUAGGAAUCUAAGCUCCAAAGACAAGCGAAAAAUGAAAGCGCAGUUUGAAGAGUUUGGGGGAAAAGCCGAUGACAAUUUUCAGCCACCUGAUCCACGUCUGGCAAUACCUAACUACACGAAAGGCGCUAUAGGAAAGGGAAAAUCAAAAUUUCGACCCGCACCAUACAACCUUAGAUCAUGGACGCCCGACAAUGUCACCGCAGUAGCCCCUCCUCCGGCCACCACAGUGGUGGUUACGGGUUUUGAUCCGAUGACGCCUCUCUCCCAAAUCAGCGCUUUGUUCUCGAGUUUCGGAGAGAUUGGCGAUAUGGAUAACAGAACAGACCCAGUGACAGGACGAUUUUUGGGCAUAUGCAGUAUCGAGUAUCAAGACUGCGCUUCGUUCCAAGGUGGAGGGCCGAUAUCCGCUGUCCUUGCCGCAAAAACAGCAUAUUUGGAAGGGAAACGCGGACAGAGAAUAGGCCUGAAGACAGUGCACAUAGCCAUUGAUCGAGAUGGCUCUGUAACGGAGAAGCUGGUCGAGAAAGCGAUCGCCCUGCACCGAAAAGAGAGUGGCUUCACAAACCAGGCGCGGGCCCAGCCCUCGCCGUCUCCUUCGACCCCUACGGUUACCACACCGAUAGCAGGCUUCGCAAAGUCGACUGGACCACCUCCAACUGCUCCAAAAGGCCCGUCAGGAAAGCCUACUCUUCGACCUCAGCCAACUUUCCAUGCGCCUCCCGUGGUACACUCCCCAUUUCCGACUGCCCCCAAGCCGACUCCACCGGUUCUAGCCAAACCCACGGGGGGAGCAUCACUUGUUGAGAACACGCCGAUUGCCGAGACUUUGAAGAUACCCUACAUCUUCAUCGCGCACUGCUACGUGCCCGUCAUGCCCACCACAAUUCCUCACCUGAAGAAGCGAUUAAGAAUGUACGAUUGGCGCGAUGUCCGUUGUGACGAGACGGGAUACUUCGUCACAUUCGAACAAUCACGAAACGGACAGAUGGAAGCGAAGAAAGUCUUCCACGGGUGUCAUAUGCAGCCAUUGUUCACUUAUGUGAUGAACUUGGAGCUACAUCUUAAUGGCAACCCCAAAGCCCUCGGCUCUAGCGAGCAACCUCUACCAACUCCUACAGGGCCAGUUGAUUUUGUGUAUUCCAAGCAAGCAUACCGAUUGCGAAAGGAACAUGAUCUGGACCUCGAAGAAGAGAAGCGGCAGCGAGCUAGGGACUUGGAUCCCUCGCGGGCCGUCGUUCAAUUGGUUAUUCAAGAACUCCGGGAUAAGCUUCUGGAGGAUGUUAAAUCCAGAAUAGCUGCUCCAACUCUGUACGAGUAUCUUGACCCAGAGAGGCACUCAGAGCGGCGGCGAGCUCUUGGUAUAGACGAUCCUGAAGGGCCGAGGAGAUCUAUGCUUACUGAUGAGGGAUCAAGGACACCAGAUUCACGAUCAGGUAUGGGUAUGAUGAAUCGACGGCCGCUGAGCGGGAAGAAUCUCAAUAUCUUGUCCCUUCCCAAGAUUGGUAAGAAGCCAGGCACAGAGCGAGGAAUGGUCGGGUUUCGCGACGAGAGAAGAAAGGUCCCUCAGGCUAGACACAAUGUCCGAUCUUUAUUCCACCAGCUGGCCCAGUUUCACGAUGAUGAGGAUUCAGACGACGAGCAAAGAACCUCCAUUACCAGGGACACUGAGGAUCUGGAGAGCCGCCCUGCCAGUCGCAUGAGCAUGACAUCAAUGUCUGACGAUGAAGAUGAGCUGUUACGCAAGAUAGCCAAACGCCGACUUCACGCACGGGAGGAGUCCGAGAUGGGAGAUAGUGUGGUCAAGGAAGAAGUUGAGAACAAAACAACUGCAGAGGAUCUCAUCAUUUCCAAGCUUGAAAGGAGCAUCUACGAGAUGUCUCCCUCUUCGAGAAAGCGCAAGAGGUUAGUCAAGGAACUUGAAGCUCGAAAGCGUCAAAAGGCCGAUGACGAGCUUUUCGGCGUUGACAGAGCUGAUCUGGAGCGCGGCGAUUCCGACGAUGUCAAGAUGCAGGAUGCAGAGACUCCUGUUGAGGGUACUCCAGAAGUCGAGUCGGACGUACCAAAGCCCGUCGUUAAGAAGCCGAAGCCCAAGAAGAAGACAAAGAAACAGAUUCUCGAAGAACAAGAAGCUCUCCGACAAGCACAAGCUGAAGCUGAAGCGGCCGAAGUUGUGGACAAUGUUCUGGAAUACGCUGAAGAGGAAGAAGCUCUCGCUGAAGCAGCAGAAUGGCGACCUGAAGUUGAAUGGGGGGUGUCUGCGGAGGAGCCAUUACCUACUGUCGACGAUGAUGAAGACAUUCUUCCAGAUCUCCGCGGAUGGCAGGCCAGUCUUUUCGACGCUGAGGACUUGGAACAUCUCGCCUCAGCACUGAAAUCCAAGUUGGCAAUGAACAUUGGAGAUCCUAUGGCUUGGGCAUGGAAGCAAGAGCAAAUCCGAAAUCUGCAACCAGGGAUGCAACCUGGAGCUUUGCGUACGCAGCCACCCAUCGAUGGGUACUAUGUGCCCAACUCAUCAGGUUCCGCGAGAACCGAGCCCAUCAAGAAGAUUCUCGAGUCCGAGAAGUCGAAAUACUUGCCUCAUCGUAUCAAGGUACAAAAAGCACGGGAAAGACGUGAGGCCGAAGCCAAGAAAGACCCUUCUGCUGCUGUCAAAACUGUCGUGGAGUUGCCCAAGGCAUCCUCUCGUGGUAAACGAGCAGACGACAGACGCACCGUCAAAGACUUGGACCGACAGAGAGAACUGCUACAGGCGAUGGGUGAUGAUGCUGAUGUAUUGCGUUUCAAUCAACUCCAAAAACGCAAGAAGCCAGUCAAGUUUGCCAGAUCUGCAAUCCACAACUGGGGUCUAUAUUCCCUGGAGCGGAUUCAAGCCAGCGAAAUGAUCAUCGAAUACGUCGGAGAGAAGAUCAGACAGGAAAUUGCCGAUCUACGCGAAAUCAAAUACACAGAAAGUGGAAUUGGCAGUAGUUACCUCUUCCGUAUUGACGAAGGCACCGUUGUGGACGCCACCAAGAAGGGAGGAAUUGCUCGCUUCAUCAACCACAGCUGUAACCCCAAUUGCACGGCCAAGAUCAUUCGGGUAGGCGGCACCAAGCGAAUUGUCAUUUAUGCUCUCAGGGACAUCGAGAAAGACGAAGAGUUGACUUACGACUACAAAUUCGAGCGCGAAAUCAACAAUGACGAUCGUAUACCCUGUCUAUGUGGCUCGGCGGUUUGCAAGGGUUUCCUCAACUGAUUAACCUUUUGCAAACGUUACGCAUUUUCAAAGAAAUCGGCGUUGGCAGCAUAUCUCUUCAUUUUGCAAGUGUAUGUGACAAUACAGAGGACGUAGGGUGGGCAUCUCGGUUUGGCGUUUCCAAGUCUCUCCUUUGUGCAUGAGCGGCGGGCAAUCUCUGAAAUCCGGGUGGCCGGGGGAGGAGCAAAAAGCACCGUCAUGGGUUCACAGGUGUGAACAUCUUGCAUUAUUGGAUCGAGUGGCAUCAAAGGACGUGGCGACAUUUUCUGCCUCGGAGGGUGAGUUUCUUAUUUUUCCGUCGACCAAGCCUUGUUUCUCUCUCGAGAGGCGCGAGGAAAAGAGGUUUUGGCCGUGGAAAUGGGAGGUUGUUAUCGUACGAUCAGGCGAACGGGUGAAAACGAAAGCCAUGCCCCGAAUGAUUUGCGAGUCUUUUUGUUUAUGUAACUCUCUCUACUUGUAUAAGGGACCUCCAUCUCCUGCGGGCAGUGUGGGCUGGUUUUUGACCUUGCCUGUCUUUGGGAGAGAGGGAAGGUUGUGUGUACAUAGUGUUAAUGUCCUGCCUUGUGCAGGUGGGAUGGAC
This is a messenger RNA of Exophiala oligosperma, 5477 nucleotides long. RefSeq lists its product as uncharacterized. NCBI's taxonomy places the organism in Eukaryota, Fungi, Ascomycota, Eurotiomycetes, Chaetothyriales, Herpotrichiellaceae. Gene Ontology annotation, cellular component: Set1C/COMPASS complex. The record is from RefSeq and is a predicted model, not a curated record. The coding region runs from base 1055 to 4897 and encodes 1280 amino acids. The transcript has 2 exons. Gene Ontology annotation, molecular function: histone H3K4 methyltransferase activity; protein binding; nucleic acid binding.